GAGUGCAUCGAGUGCAUUGCAAGCGUUUGUGGGUCGCGUCAUUUAUUGGUCUAUUGUUUUGAUUUUUUUCAGAUAAUGUAAGAAAGAUCUAUAGACUGAGUCAGCUAAAGAAUCUACGAUUUAACUUCCCACAAAGAAAUAUAUUAAUAGAAUAAAUAUGUUAGGAUUAAAAAGGCUUCUAUUCUUAGAAGCUUUACGUUAAAAUUGUGCAUUGUAUUUUAACCUGAAAAUGUACAACGCGUUUAAAUUGCUCAUAAUUACAUUAUAUUAUGUGACACAAUAUGUAAAUGCUCAGUACUGUUAUCCAAAUUAUUGCGAAAAUGUGUUUACUACGGAGCCAGUGCCAGGUUCUCGGUGUCUGCUCAAACCGAUUAAAAAUAAUGAUUGCAUUAAACUUAGAUUCGAUGGGUGGAAUCAUGUACCUUCAGAGGAGUAUGCGGCUCUAUUUCAAUUGUCUGCUUAUGUUAGCCGUACAGGGGAAUUUCAGGGAAAAGCAACUACAUUUAAUUUAUCAGUUACCGACAUAAAUUUUCUUAGGUUAACCACACGUUAUCAAAGUCUGAUGGAUGAAAAUAUUUCUACGUGUACGCAUAUUGCGUUUUAUGGAAACACGACUGAUUCAGUACCUAACAAAUUCUUUUUAUCGUGUCCUUUUACAAAUCAAUCUUAUGAAGGUAGUCCUUAUCGUUUGGAGUACUUUGUGAGUAGGAAAACAUUGGAGUACAGUAAAAAGCUUGUUUUUAUAAUUCCCCAUCACGAGUCUAUUGACGAAAAUAAUGACGUUACUACAUACUUACCAUUCAUUUACAUAGAUGUUUCUGAUGCAUUGCUCUUCACGUUAUAUAUACAACCGGUUCCUGCAAAAUUUAAUGUAACUAGAUACAGAAUUUGGUUAACAAAUAAUAGUACUGGUGUUACAAACGAGAUAAACCUUUCUCAGCCAGAAAAUGGAGAACAUAUAAAAUAUAAUUUUUCCAUAUUUGAUGGAAUUUAUUAUUUCAAAGUUGCGGCCAUGCAUCCUAAUUGCAGUAUAUAUGGAUGUAUUAAUGCCACCUCACCAUUCAUAAGUAUAAGAGAAGCAUCGCAUCGUUUACUCAUUAUGAUAAUUAGCAUUAUAUGGAUACCACCUGUGAUAUUAUAUGCGCUUUACCACAUAUAUAAGUUAUGUAAAAAAAAUGCAAAGAAGGACAGAAAGAAACCAAAUUGUUUAAUAGUUUAUUCGCCAACGCGCGAAUCACAUAUCACGGUAAUGACAGAAUUAACAAAAUAUUUAAGAUGCUGUAAUAUUAAUGCUAUGAUAGAUAUGUUCGAUAUUUCGGAAACCGUAUCAAAGGACGUUGAACUUUGGUGUAGAACCGCAUUUAAUUCUGCUGACAUUAUUCUCAUUGUGACAUCACCUCCAUCUAAUAAACAUAUACCAAUUAAAUACGAGAAUAUAGACAGUUAUAUAUUACAAUUAAUUAGAGAAAAUUAUGGGCAAAGAAACAAAAGGUAUUACAUUUUACAAUUGCCAUAUUGUAAGCCAACAGAUUUGCCUGACGAGGCGCAACGUUUUCAACGUUUUCGUAUGCCUGAAGAAUUAGCAAAAUUAGUGAGAACGGUUCAUCAAGUUGAUUACGUUACAUUUUUUGGUUUAUCGAAUAAAGAGGAACUCUUGGAAAGUAUAAAAUUAGCACAAAUGGAGAUGUUAGACGAUGGCACUACUAGCGAUCACAAAAGUGCCGAUGAAACUGACGAUCUUUUACCAUCCGUAGUAUCACCAAAUAAUAUUACAAAUCAAGAUUUAAAUAACGAGGACAACAAUUCUACGUCUAUGAAUGUUUUAAAGAAUGAGCAUAAUAUGUUGAAAACAAAGUAUAGCGAAAUUGAAGAUGGAAUAAAUAUUACCGUCCAUUUGGAUUCAGACGAGCAGUAGUAUAAAUUUGCAAUUAGUAUUGGAAAAGAAAAAAGAAAUAAGAAAAAAGAAAAAAGAAAAAAGAAGAAAAACAUAUAAGCAAAGCAAUGAAUGUUUUGUUUCGUAUUACUCAAGGCUGUUUUAACAACGAUACAUUUUUUAAUUUAUCACAUUUUUAUACCCCGUGUUAUAACGACGACCAUGUUUAAUAAAUGUUUACGAUGAUCA
Messenger RNA from Polistes canadensis, 2122 nucleotides. RefSeq lists its product as uncharacterized. The transcript has 9 exons. The coding region runs from base 230 to 1915 and encodes 561 amino acids. Lineage: Eukaryota; Metazoa; Arthropoda; Insecta; Hymenoptera; Vespidae. Gene Ontology annotation, molecular function: interleukin-17 receptor activity. The record is from RefSeq and is a predicted model, not a curated record.